AUGAUUGCUCAAGGACUGUUCGAUGUGGAGCCCAUGCUCCCACCUCUCCGACCCAUGAGAGAGUUUUUUGCAUACACUUCUCUGACUCAUCAUACAACUCCACUCAGUCGUAGAAUAUUAGAUUCACUCACCUUCUAUCAAACAAAUUAUUUACUCAUUAAUAUGAUUGUUUUGGUGAUUUGCUUGAUGAAUUCAUAUUUGAUUUUUGUGGUGGCUCCGUUGGUGUUUAGCUUGUUCUUCUUUUUAGCUUACCAUAAAUCAGACUUUGUUGCGUUCGGUCGUAUUAAAGUAACAAAGAAUUUGGCCAUCAUCGCCUGUUUGGCAUCUUUACUUUUGAUUGUGCUAUUUGCUGCUAAAUAUUCCAUACUAUUCAUGGGUUACGUCUUUACUGUAAUUGUUGUAUCUACACACAGUGCACUCACUGAUCGAAAGAGAUCUCAACCAACAGUCAAUCAUGCAACAGCGAAUAGAAUCUUUGACCCCGAAGAAAUUAUUAGACGAGAUGAGAUGCAAAGAAGCUAUCAAGGUAUUGGUAGCGGUUAUUCACAAGCAAGUAAUACCUAUGGAGGAUUUUCAACAAGCAAUCGAUUCAACACUGCUGUUCCAAGCAGCACCAUCAACUCUUAUGAACCACCAUCUUCCACUAAUUCCACGAUCGAUGAACAACAACAACAAUCCAUGGGUGAUUCAAGAGCAAGCCGUGAAGAAAGAAAAGAAAAGAUUAAACAACAAGCUAGACAACGUAUUAAGGAGAAUUAUGGAUUAGAAUAA
Molecule: messenger RNA, 771 nt
Organism: Naegleria lovaniensis
Lineage: Eukaryota; Heterolobosea; Eutetramitea; Acrasida; Naegleriidae
Exons: 1
Coding region: 1-771 (256 amino acids)
Cellular component (GO): Golgi apparatus
Source: RefSeq, a predicted model, not a curated record